AUGCUGCGGCUUAGUCAAACAUUCCUCAAGAUUGCCUGGCGUGCGGUCCCGGACCGCACACACUACGACGUCUGCGUGAUUGGCGCGGGCGCAGGCGGGAUCGCCGCCGCCCUCCGCGCCGUGGAUUUCAACAAGAAGGUCUGCCUUAUCGAGUCCGAUCGACUGGGCGGGCGCGAUCUGUGGAAUGGGACGCUGCACUCGAAAACGAUGUGGGAGUUCUCCUUCGCGCUUGUGAAGAUGCGCGGGGAGGCCGCCAAGCGGCUCUACGGCGAGCCCGUGGACAGCUACGUGGAGCUGGAUGAGGCCCACAUGCGCAACUCGAUGGACGAGAUCAGCCGCACCCGCGAGGCGCAAAUCAUGAAGGCCCUGAAGGCAAGUAAGGUCCGCUUCGUGCAGGCCCACGCGAGUUUUGUGAGCGACCACGAGGUGGUCUGCCACCACCCCCCCACCCGGGCCUUCCACCUGAUCACGGCGGAUUAUUUCGUGAUCGCGACGGGGUCGACCCCGCGGCGCCACCCCACCGUCCCCAUUGACGGCCGCCUCGUCGUGACCUCCGACGAGAUCAUGCGGCUGCCACUGCCGAAAAGCCUCGUUGUGAUCGGCGCCGGCAUCCUUGGCUGCGAAUUCGCGAGUAUUUUCUCUCGUUUGGGCCGCACGAAAGUGUUUAUCAUCGACAAGGAGACCAGCAUCCUCCCUGCGGAGGACGACGACGUCGUCCACGUGGUGGAAAAGCAGAUGAUUGCGGACGGGGUCACCAUUCACCACGACUCCAAACUGCACGACCUCCAGCUCUUGGAAGACGACGGGGAUGGGACUGAGAAAGGGGUGCAGUACACCCUUAUCAACCGCUAUACCAAAGAGCUGACCACCCAUCAGGUGGACCGGGCCCUGCUCUCCAUCGGGCGAUGGCCGAACUACACCCACCUCAGCCUCACAAACACCUCCGCGAAGACCCAAGAUGGCAAACUCGUCGCGAAUCAAUUCGGCCUCUGCGAGAAUACGCAAAACAUCUACGUCGUCGGCGACGCCGCGGCGAGGAAGUUCCGCGUCUGCGUGGCCGAGGCGAUGGGCAAGCUGGCCGUGGAGCAUAUGUACUGCCCGCGAUUGGAGUCCCUCAAGACCCCGCCCCAGAUCAUCCCCAAACUGGCCUUUUUCUCCCUCGCGAUCGCGUCGGUGGGGCUCGGUGAGAAGGACUGCAGGGAGCGCAACGUCGCCUACAUCGCCUGCCGGUAUGGCUACGACUUGGUGAGCCGCACCGUCGCCGCGGCGAGCACCGACGGGUUUAUUAAAAUUCUCGUCUCGCGGGAGAUGCCGCACCACAUUCUCGGGCUCCGCGCGGUCGGCCUGGGUUCGAGCACGCUCGUUGACCUCGCCACGCUCGCCCUUCAGCGAAGGCAGACGAUUUACGACCUGGUUAACCGCCUGACCGCCUAUCCCGCCCUCUCCCAGGCCUUUCAGGAGUGCCUGCACGCGAUUCUCGGGACGUCGGUGCUGCGGCCCGGCACCUUCGACAGCAUCACCCUCACAGAGUGGAGCCCGGACAACUUUGAACGCGGCGUGGCCUACCAAAAAAGCCUCCGCGCGCAAAAGGGCAGAAAUCCGACAAACCUGGACGAUUGA
Phytomonas sp. Hart1 is the source of this 1620-nucleotide messenger RNA. Lineage: Eukaryota; Euglenozoa; Kinetoplastea; Trypanosomatida; Trypanosomatidae. The record is from the annotation of a GenBank genome assembly.